This is a messenger RNA of Rhizophagus irregularis DAOM 181602=DAOM 197198, 1185 nucleotides long. RefSeq lists its product as uncharacterized. The record is from RefSeq and is a predicted model, not a curated record. Lineage: Eukaryota; Fungi; Glomeromycota; Glomeromycetes; Glomerales; Glomeraceae.
UAUGGGGAAAUUCUAUUCUAAACAAACUAAUAUAUGGACGAAAUCACGAUCAACAAAAGAAUUACCAGUAUAUCCUCAUUUAACAAUAUCAAAUUUUCCUAAAAACGAAGGAGAAACUAUAAUACUUAAGGAUGGUAGAUCAUUAGGAUUUAAAGAAUAUAAUUUUAAACAUAUAACUCAACAUCCAAUUACAAAUAAUUUAAAUAAAGAACAUGUAAUAUUAUUAAUUCCUGGAUUGCCUUGUACAAGAUUCUUUUGCCAUCCACAAGUUCUCUCUUCUUUAGAAUUUCAUCAACAACAAGAACCAAAAAUUCCUAAUAACAUGUCGACAGAAUCAUUAAAUUCUUAUACAUUACAAAUUAAAUUAUAUGUAUUAGAGAGACCAGGUAUUGGCUUAUCAACUUUUGCUAAAAGAUCAUUUUUGGAAUUUUCUCAAGAUAUUAAAGAAUUUUGUGAUCAAAAAAAAAUUGAAAAUUGUUCCUUAAUCGCAUACUCUGCUGGUGGUCCAUAUGGAUUAGCUGCUGCUUAUUCUUUAGGAAAAUCUACUGAUAAUUCCAGUAAACCUUUAAUUACGAAAGCGGCUAUUAUUAGUUCAAUCGCACCUUAUAAUGUACCUAAUCUCACUAGUAAUAUGCCCUUGAAAUUAAAAUUUGCUUGGUGGUUAACAAAAAAUUGGACUGGAUUAUUAUCAUUAAUAGCAAGAAUGGAAUCAAAUGCAGUUAUGAAAGACCCAGUUAAAGCAAGUAGAGAAGGUCGUAGUGAUGCACCUCAAUCAGAUAUUGAAUGUAUCGAAAAUUUAAAAGGCGUUGAAGAAAUGUUUAUUGAAAGUUCACUAGAAAUGUAUUCAAGAGGUCAGAUUGAAACUGAAUGUUAUGAAUAUUCUUUAUGGGGAAAAGAUUGGGGUUUUCAAUUAAAUGAAAUCAGUGGUGGUGUAAAAUGUAAAGUUUGGCAUGGUGAAGAAGAUAGUGGAACGACUAUAUCUAUGGGUAAAUAUAUUGCAUUACAAAUUCCUGGUUGUGAAGCUAGUUUUGUUGAAGAAAAAGGUCAUUUACUUUAUUUUGAAGUUUGGAAUGAUAUUGUUGAUUGGUUGGUUACUUAAUAAUUUGAGAGAUUGUUUUGAAUGUUUAUGAUGUUCAUGAUCAUAAUUAGAAAAUAAUAAUUAAUUUAAUAAUUUAAAAAUUUGGC